Molecule: messenger RNA, 609 nt
Organism: Spirodela intermedia
Lineage: Eukaryota; Viridiplantae; Streptophyta; Magnoliopsida; Alismatales; Araceae
Source: the annotation of a GenBank genome assembly
AUGAAGCUCCACUUCAUGAAGGUCACUCCUACAACGGCCUUCGUUCCCCGCGAGGCAGCGGACUCGAUCCCCUUCUCUUCCGACAAGCUUCCGGAGAUCUUGGAACGGUUCUCCGUGAAACCCGGGUCUGUCGAAGCCUCGGCCAUGAACCAGACGCUGAAAGCCUGCGAGGACCCUGCGGCGGCGGGAGAGAGGAGGUACUGCGCCACGUCACUGGAGUCCAUGGUGGACUUCGCCACCGCCAGCCUGGGCACCCGGGAUGUACAGGUGGCGUCCACGGAGGCCGGUGCGGGUGCCACGGCGGAGCAGGUGUACACCGUGGCUGCUGACGCGGAGAGGUUGGCGGCGGGGAAGAAGGUGGCCUGCCACGCGCGGCCGUACGCCUACGCCGUCUUCUACUGCCACGUCGCCCGCUCCAGCAGGGCCUACGUGGUGCCGCUCGUCGGGGAGAACGGGGCAAAGGUGGGGGGCGUCGCCAUCUGCCACGCGGAUACCUCUGGCUGGAACCCACGCCACGUGGCAUUCAAGCUGCUGAAGGUGAAGCCUGGGACGGUGUCGAUAUGCCACUUCCUGCCGCAGGAUCACGUCGUCUGGGCGCCACGUGGCUGA